CUGCGGGAGCCCAGCGUUUACGGCCGCCUCAGUGGCGCUGAGCGGGACCUCAUCCUGCAGCAGCGCAUGGAUGCCGGCCGGCCCUGCUUGCUGGUGGCCGAGGUCAGCGACGCCUUCGAGCGGCCGGGUGGUGGCAGCCGGCCGCAGAGCCGCGAGAGCAGUCGGCCACAGAGUCCCUCCUCAGUUGUGUCGCUGGAGGAGAGUGGCUCCCUCAUUUACUGCUACCAGGAAGCCAGCGGCGAGUGGAGGGUGCUGACGCGCCUGCCCGAGGAGGCCAAUGCCAAGGGCUGCGCCAUGUGUGUCCUCCACAACUACCUCUUCCUGGCAGGGGGCAUUGUGACAGGGCCGGUGGGCAGCGAACCCAGGGCCCGCCUUUCCGACAAGGUCUUCUGCUACAACCCCCUGACCGACACCUGGAGCCAGGUGCGGCCGCUGGCUCAGCCCCGCUCGCAGCUCAAGCUGCUGGCCCUGGAUGGUUACCUCUAUGCUGUGGGGGGCGAGUGCCUCUUCACUGUGGAAAGGUAUGACCCACGGGCCGACCGCUGGAGCCCUGUGGCACCUCUGCCCAAGGGUGCCUUCGCUGUGGCUCACGAGGCCACCACUUGCAACGGGGAGAUCUAUGUGUCAGGAGGCUCCCUCUUCUAUCGCCUGCUCAAAUAUGAUCCCAAGCGUGACGAGUGGCAGGAGUGCCCUUACAACAGCAGCCGCCGGCGCUCUGCUGACAUGGUGGCCUUCAAGAGUUUCAUCUACCGCUUUGAUGUGAGCAGUGGCCGUGGUGGGGAGCAGGGCGCAGGUGGUGGGACAAGCGGUGGUGUUGAAGUUUUCCGGUACAACACAGUGGCCAAGUGCUGGAGCCAGUGCGCCAGCCUGCGGCCCAGCGGUGGCCCCAUCCAGCCCUUCCGCUGUGCCCCCUUGGGCAACACCAUCUACUGCGUCAACCGGACUGGCACCCUUCGCUUCAGCCUAGCCCAGGACGGUGAGGUGGAAGCAGAUGGUGGGCUCAAGGGCACCUUUGACAGGGAGCUUCUUAAAGCUCCCUUAGAUGUCAAGGGUGUCCUCCUACCCUUCGUGCUUACCCUGCCAGAGAGGCUGGACAAAACCGGGGACCAGGAGGGUUCCCUCCCACUGUGAGGUGGCCAGCCUGGCUCUGGCUUCCUGUGGCGGGAGUUGGGUGGCAGAUCCACAAACUCCCAUUGACAGAGGAGACCCACUCUCUUGUGUCUGCGGAGAAAAGGGACUUGCCCUUUCCUCUGCUCUGCUCUCAAGAUCAUGAGCUGGUUUUAACUCAGUUGUAAUUCUUCUCAUGUUUGCUGUGCUUUGUGUGAAAUGCCAAGCACACAAAAGUAAAAGCUGCUAUAAAGGAUAAUCUCUGGAUUAUGUUUGUGCCAAUCCCCAAUCUGAGAAAAAAGUUUUUACACCUGGAUUUUUAAAAUAUUCUCUACAAGAGUGUCAUAAUGGGACAUUAGUGUUGGUUGUGUGUUUACACAUACUUGCAACCUGGGCUGGAGCAUUUUCUGUCAUUUGUGGCUUUUUCUCCUCUGGGAUGUUACUGAGGGAUAAACAUUGCUGGCAACAUAGUUUAGCUGCAUUUGUUUUCAUGUUAAACCAACUAUUUCCUGUGUUUAAGAAGUAUAGGAAGAACGCCUCCAUCACAGCCUUUCAUUUCUGGUGCACUAGACAGUGUAAGGAAGCUGUGGCACUGUAUUAGUCCCAGGAAUUUCAACCACAGAUGAUUUAACAGAUACCAAACUUAAUGUUUUAAGUAACACAAAUGUGUGCCACAUGUUUAACUUGGAAUGCAAAAAAGAGAAAAAAAAAGUCAAGCCACCUUUUUAAAAUGUGGCAUUUUGUGGUAGAUAUGAAAUACUGAUAUGUUCUUUAUUUGAAAAGGCAAUGGUUUCUGUAUGAAAAAAUACUGUUUUAUUACUUUUUAUGAUCAGAGAUUUUAAAUUAAAAAUGAACUGAAGCUGUUCAGACUGCAACCAGUUGACAUGACCAUGUAUGACACUAGAACUGGGGAAAAACUUUGUACUUUGUGUGCUCUUUAAUUGACUGCAGGUCAAGGAAGGUUAACCUAAACCAACCUGUGGCAAAAGGCCUUUCCCACUUAUUUCAAGACCAUCAAAAGGGGACAUGGAAAAUAGAAAUGUGCUACACAUGUUUAUAAUAUUGUGCCACUAGUAUGAUGUUACUUCCCUGUCUUUUGAUUGAGAGACUGCUUUAUUUAUUUUGAACUAAUGAUUGCUGUAAUCAAUAAGUUCUUGUUAAUUGCAGUACGUGCUGAUGGCGUACGCAGUCAUUGUGAUUCUAAACUGCCCAAGAGUGCUGUUUGUGGGGCAGCAUCCAAAUGAGGCAAAACCAUACAAAACUUCUUCCUGCCUGUGGAAAGUUGGAGCACACUUUUUGUCAUGUUACUCAGAACUGGAAAACAUAAAAUGUCUACGCAGACAGACUAUAUUGAAAAGGGCACACACAUUUAUUUUAUACAUUUUAUAUUUAAAAAAAAAAUAGGCAAGGCAAAUGUUCUAGCUUUAUGGUAAAUCACUGAGAAACCUUUUCUGAAAAAAGAACCUGCGUUUUUGCUGGUACAUUGCUGUAUAUUCAGCAUGGAACUCAAGUGGACUGUGGAAGAGAAUUGUUUAUACUCAAAGCUCUAGUAUAGAUUCAUAUUUUAGAAAGACAUAGGGACCUUGCAUCAAAAAAAAAAGCAGAUCUUUUUAUGUUUUAUUAAGAUGUUUUUGUUAAAUAGGACUUUAGCAUUCUUACAUAUAAUUGCUAGUUCCAAAGGAAGGCAGCAGGCUCUGUCCUAUGAGACACCAUCUGUACAAAAGAGAAUGGUGAACUUCUUAGAUAUUUCUUUCCUUCACUUUAAUGUUUGGGGUUUUUUUUCUCUUCUCAUUGUUGUUGCACAGGGUUUUAAUGCAGCUGAUCUGGUUAGUCAUUCUAUAGAAAACAGUGGUCCAGUCCUAGAAGUUCUUAGCCAAGUGAACCUGUUCCCUAGUGAGCUAAUUAAAGCAUCAGCCAGGCAGGAGUGUGACAUUUAUCUUAGCCUCAGUACAGGUUGGUGCAGUGGAAUUUAACAUCCUUCUCAGAAUAUUUGAUUUAAUUUUCAGAUGAAAAUCCUUGGAAAUACUGACUCUAAAUUAAAUUACGGCAUUGUAGCUUGAGCAGGAAAUAAAAAUUACAUAUUUGCUUUCAGCAUAAUUUUUAUGUUAACUGUAGAAAGUAUUUCAAGCUGUGUAGUGCAACGCUUAGGUGCAUACUUAAACUAGAAACAUAAGUGCUAGGCCAGAUUUUAAAAUAGUAGCAUCACCAGGAACACACACAAGGAAACGUCUUCUUGCAAUACAAUGCAGUUUCACAGUUCAAAGACUUACGUAGUAUAGUUCUUAUACUACAGCAUAGUGAGGUAUCAAGCCAGGUUUUGCAUUCCUAUUAAUUAAGCAUUAAUUAAGCACUUUCAUUCUGCUAAUGCAUGAAAAUGCUUCUAAAUGAGUUUUGGGAAGUUUCCAUGACUUAAGAUGUGACAAUAUAAUCCACAAACUUUGGAGAUAGAAUGAACCAUAUCCUUUCCUCCAAUAUUUAUUGCUGUACACUAAGAAGAAAUACAUUUGCAAGUAAGUUUUACAGUAUUAAGUGUUCAACAAACCUGCAGUGGUUUGUGUUUUUGCUAGCUCCUAUUUUAAAAAAAAGUUGAAUCAAGUGCUUACCUGCUUUCACUGUUCAAACGGUGAGACAGGGGAGAGUCUGGCCUUCAUUAGUAGCUGUCUAUCAAACCUGUUUCCUUUGUACACUGCGUAGUCACAGCCUGAUGAUUAACAGCAAAAGCAUGUUUCUAGCCAGAUUUCCUACUUUGUGGCCUCUGUUUCCUCCCUGGUAGGCCUAAGGCAGGUUUGCUGAGAAUUGUUUUCUCCCCCAGUUAUAUCUUCACAAAGAAACACCCCCACCAAACUUGGAUGCUAAAACCAGAAUUUAGAUAGUCUUCAGGCAUUUAAAGACUGCAAUUGUCAUUCCAGAACCCUACAGUUUUACUUAAACCUAGCAACAACUGUCUCUUUAACAUGUGGAGCUGCUGAGCAGUUCCCCUCCACCCAUUUGGAACUGCUUAGAGCAGUUCCACACCUACCUACCAAGUGGGAUAUCCAGAAACCACUGAUGUAAUAGGGUUUAAUUUAGGUACAAACCAAAGGGCCAGGCCACCCUCAAAUCUUGUUUGCAUAUGUUUUGCUUUUAAAACAGACAUUUUAUCUAGAGUAGCCUGAAGUCUACCAUGUUUGCAUAGGAGCACAGAGAUCUGUGUGUGCUUUCUUAGCCUGCAAGCAUUCAGUUCACAUCUCCCACCCUCUGGUUGUCAAUGGACUAAAGGAACUCUUGGAGCUAGUCGUGAUCUCUAAAAAUUUAUGCAUUUUGCAUUGUAUGUUAAUUGGCUAAAAGUCUCACAAAUCAAGUUAGUCAUCCUCACUGAGUGAUCUGAGACUAGCUAGAGAGACAUAGUCUGCCCUGCUGGUGUUCUUCCCCCUGAAUCUUAAAGUCCUCCCAUUUCAAUGGGACAUGUGAGAGAUAGUAGCCCUAAUUUUUCAGUGAAAAAUUCAUUUCAAUGAAAUUCCUAAAGCCUUCGUUGAAUCUAAAACUAAAUUCCAAUUUCAAUAAAGAAAUGCUAUUAACAGAUGAAACUUUACUGUUUCUAUCUAUUAACUGGUUCCAUGAAAUAGAAAUCUUAAUUGCAGCAAAAGCAUGUGUACAAAGUCUGUUUACACUUGAAACUAAGUAAAAAGUGGCAGAAGAAUAACCCUGUUUGAUCAAAACCGGCGCUGUUGAGCGACAUGAGGAGGAUGUUAGUCAUACCCUAGUAAUGACUAAAAUUGUGCAGUCACUGAUGUAAAUUCUGUCCACAGAAAGCUUCUUUGUAAAUAAAUACCUGGUAAAAUUUGAAGUGAUAAGAGAAUAAAUUACUCACAUGAAAGCCAUA
Molecule: messenger RNA, 4969 nt
Organism: Cyanistes caeruleus (blue tit)
Lineage: Eukaryota; Metazoa; Chordata; Aves; Passeriformes; Paridae
Source: RefSeq, a predicted model, not a curated record